This is a messenger RNA of Topomyia yanbarensis, 1245 nucleotides long. RefSeq lists its product as uncharacterized. Gene Ontology annotation, molecular function: nucleic acid binding; aspartic-type endopeptidase activity; zinc ion binding. Gene Ontology annotation, biological process: proteolysis. Lineage: Eukaryota; Metazoa; Arthropoda; Insecta; Diptera; Culicidae. The record is from RefSeq and is a predicted model, not a curated record. Bases 19 to 1245 code for a protein of 408 amino acids. The transcript has a single exon.
AACGCCAUUUUGGAACGGAUGCCGAAGAUUAAACGGCGACGAAACGCGGCUGACGAACGAGAGGACGAGGCGAAAAGUAAGCAGGAAAACAGCUGCCAAGAAGGAGACAACAGCUCACAGACGGAAAUCACGGAUAAUAGUAGAAUGUCACUGUUUCCAGUUCCUCAAACAACGCAAGAGGCAAGAGCUGCGCGUCCACUUCAUCCGGAAGAAAUAAAAGCAUUAAUCAGCGAGUUUGUCGGAUCGUACGACGCUGCAAUUUGGAUACGGAAAGUGGAACAUUAUCAGAAAUUAUAUGGAUGGACGGAUAACGCUACUCUAUUGUAUGCAACAACAAGAUUGUUUGGCCCUGCGAAGUUGUGGUACAAUUCAGUGGAAGAAAAAAUAUUCGGUUUUCAUGGAUUCAGAGUGAUGUUGCUAACUACCUUCCCGAACUACCACGAUGAAGCGGACCUUCACCGGGAGCUAAUGACUGUAAUGAAGAGACAGCAAGAAACGUAUGACAAUUAUGUAUUCCGUGUCCAGAAUAUUGCCAGUAAGGGACGAGUCUCGGAAAUAUCGGUGAUCAAGUACAUCAUCAGUGGCCUAUCCCGUGACAGGUUAUACAAUCAGAUUGCAGCGAAUGAGUACAACACAGUUUACAGCCUGCUGAAACGGAUAAAGUGGUGUGAAUCAAAUUUCCAGUUGAAAAAGGCGGACACAGCAGGAGCGAGUGCAAUACGUCAGCCGCUACGUUAUUUCGAAUCGGGUGUUAAGGCAGGAACAAAUUCAUCUACAGUGGGACCAUCCGAUUUCAUCUGUUUCAAUUGUAAUGAUCCAGGACACAAAUCAAUGAAUUGUCCAAAACCACAACGACGUCCUCGUUGUAGUUCGUGUUUGAAGGUGGGACACAAUGCGGAACAAUGCUUCAAGUCAUUGGACAAGGGAAAGUCAGUUGUACACAAACCAGCGGUUGCGAUGAUUGACACUAAUGAAGGAAAGUCAACCAUAACGAAUCGGGUACCAAACGAGGUGAUCGACACUGACGAAGAUGGGAUGAUGAGAUGUGAUGCUAUUAUCGGUCGACGAUUGAAGCAGCUGAAAUUGCUGGUGGAUUCCGGUAGCGCAGUGAGUCUAAUAAAACAAUCUGAGCUUGCAAAUUUGAUUAAGAUAGAUGGUGAAAUAGGGAACCACUGCAUAGACAUUUCAGGCAUCAAUGAAUCAAAAGAAGAUUGUAGGCAGGAUGGAAACAAAAGUUGUCGUUAA